UGGUGUUGCGUUAAUUUCUUGGAGAAGUGUAUAUCUUUCGGACAAUUAUUACUAGAGUGAAAAAUAAAUUGAAUCAGGGGGAUUGAUCCAGAAUCCCCGACGUGAUAUUCAGAUACACAGUUCACUGUGAAAAGGAAAUAUCGUGUGCUGUGAGUGACGUCACAAACGCGCGAGAAUUCAGAGAGCCACAUCAGAUGAAAAUAGUGCAUCUAGACGUUUGUUUGUCUAUGGAAUUCCUUGACACUCCACAAUAUCAAACUGGAGACUGAGACUGAAGACGGCUUGUCGGGAGAAGACGUACCUUCUACCUUAUCGCCCAACAUGUACCAUCCCAAACAAGCCCUGCGAAACGCCAUUAAUGAUUGGCUGCCGGAAUUUGCUAAACACAAAACGGCUUGGGGGCCAAUCGCAAAACCGCAACCUGCAGUGGCAGUCGUACCUCUGCCCAUCAUACCGUCUAUAAAUACCUGUAUGAGUUUAACAUCGACUACUAGUACUACUUCCACUUGUAGUACCACCAUACCUUUAGUGAAUUCGAAUCAGUUGCAAGCGUUAGCUGAAGUCUGUAGUACCGUUUCCAGUACUGACAGCAUGGUGAAUCCUUUACCAGGCCCAGUAAUGAACUCGUUGGUAUCGGAAACCAAAGUCAUUUGUAACGAAUCCAUACCGAACCCGAUAACCCCAGUUGCCAUACCCAUUCCCAUCGAUAACGCUGAAUCCAAAACAGUCACUAUACUCAGUGGCACCAUCCUCAAAGCCGAUAAAGUCAAACAAAUGAACAACACGGAAGGCGGUUUGACGACGACGGCGAAGGAAAAACAGGAGGAGAACACGAUGAACACCGAUACCAGUCUCAGCACCGAGUCCAGUCUGAGUCCUUCUGAGCCGAUGGACUGCAAUAGCACUCCCAACAUUUCUCCAGCUCACGUGGCCAAAGCUCCAAAUGGGUCCAAUGAAGAUGUGGCGAUGAGUGAGAAUUCAGCUUCAAGUGGAAGUAUGCAAGUCGAUGGUAGCCAGAUGGUAGUUGAAAAUAAUGAUAGGAAAGUAGGUGACCUUACAUACGAAGAUCUAGCCUUACUGUGUGAUCUCUUUUACCUACCCUUCGAGCAUGGAGGGCAAGGGUUGCAAUUCCUCCAAGAAUUCAACUGGUUGAAAUCCAACGCUCACUUAGUGAUCGAAGCCAAUAAUAAGAAAGACUCCAACCCGGAGGUUCAGGAAUGGUAUUCGAGGGCAGAAAAAAUGAACGAACUGUCCAAAGCGGUCGACAAAUUAGGACAGCACAUGACAAAUUGCAAUAACCGAGAACUCUUAUACGAACUUUAUUCUUACAUGUGGGACAUACGAAGCGUUAUAUCUUUGCUCAAUUCGUACAUCAAAUGGCUAGCCAAUGGAUGGUUUCCUACGUCGAUGCAGUCGUACACCCAGGGAACGUAUACAUGGUUUUCGAAAGGAUGGAAAGAGACGUUCAUGAGCGGAGAACAGGAGCCCUGGGUUUUCAGGGGUGGACUCACAGCUGAUUUGCAGCGCCUUAUCCCGGUGGAUUCUGGCAAUGACCUGUUUGUCUACAAGAUACCAGAAGUGCCAUCCAAUAGGGUAUUCACCAUUCGCCCUUAUAUACCCUGCGACGAUGAAAAAAUCGUCUACAGUGUGUGCACGAAAACAUGCAAAGACGGUCUGGAAGACCCCGUGCCCUACCCCGAGGCCCUCAAGGACCUGCAGGCCGACCGGAUCGUGGGGCCCUACCUCACCCUCCAUCCCGAGUUCUGUCUGGUGGUGGAGGACGAUGCGGGGGUGGUGGGGUACGCAUGCGCCGCCCCCGAUCACAAAAAGUUCUUGGUGAAGCAGGAGGUGGCCUGGGUGGGAGAGAUGAGAGAGAAGUAUCCGAAAGAGAGGGCAGAUGGUAUGCACAAGUUCGCUCAGGAAGCCGUAUCCUACUUCCACAAUUUCAAGGAAGACGACUUUGUCAGCAUCCCAACUCACCCAUCUAGCAUGAUCUGUAGCCUUUUGCCGUCUGUUCUGGACCAAUCGGUCAGCAAAAGGCUCGUCACAUGUCUUUUAGCUGCUCUUCGAGCUAACGGAUCUUUUGGAGUUCAUGUGGUCAUGAACAUAACUGACAGUUAUACGCACGCUUUCUAUGGAAAAUUGGGAUUCGUGGAAAAUACUCAAGAAACGAUCAAGGGUAAAAUUGUGAUGGGACGUACUUUCUGA
Molecule: messenger RNA, 2208 nt
Organism: Phaedon cochleariae (mustard beetle)
Lineage: Eukaryota; Metazoa; Arthropoda; Insecta; Coleoptera; Chrysomelidae
Source: the annotation of a GenBank genome assembly